Messenger RNA from Caenorhabditis remanei, 882 nucleotides. RefSeq lists its product as uncharacterized. The transcript has 5 exons. Lineage: Eukaryota; Metazoa; Nematoda; Chromadorea; Rhabditida; Rhabditidae. The coding region runs from base 1 to 882 and encodes 293 amino acids. The record is from RefSeq and is a predicted model, not a curated record.
AUGCCUCCAGAUAAACCACUGGCUUAUCAGUCUUCCAAUGUAGUCCUGGAGUAUAUCAGUUUUGGGAAGAGGAAACGUCUCCAUGCCAUGUGCCCAGCAAUCAGAAAAAUGGAAGAAAAUUUGCCUUAUCACCUCGAACUAGUCAAGCUGAUUAGUAUGGCUCGAAACGGUAUUAUUAUGAGUAUUGAUUCUUUUUCGUUUUAUUUUUGGGAGCAUGAGGGAAAUAAGAUGUUAAUGACAAACGAAUGCACGGAGAAUAGUGUUGAAUGGCUUACCUGUUUGGGACCCGAACAGGCAGCGGAGAAGUUUUUGUUGUAUCAUUUAAGCAGAAAGGGGACGCACAUCAAGAAUGUUGAGUUGACUGCCGGACCAGAGUUCAUUUCGAAAUGCAUUCCAAUUACUAUCAAAAAUUUGAUUGUAAACAGAACUGCUGCAUGGUUCCCAACAAAUGAACCAGUUGACCUUGUGAAAGUAGAUACUACAGUUCGAGCAGACACUCUGAAAAUGGCGAAACACGUGACAGUGAAAAUUUCGGACAGAAUCAACACAAAAAUAGUAUCAGAAUGGAAUUGUGAGUUCAUCCGAAUUGAGUCAACAAUAUCCAGUGAAGAGGUUGCGUACUACUGUAACCAAGUAUCGAAAAGAGCCAAUAGACCGAUUGGAAGUAUGUUGAUGGCAAACCACACUUCAUCCGUCGAAUUAGUGUUUGAUCUUCUUCCUUCAAAAGAGUAUGCCAGAAAAACAAUGUUGAAUGACAAAAAAUGUGUAACAAUUUCAAUCGACGAGUCGACAGAGUUGAACGUAUACGGUUCGAGCGUUGAUUGUUACUGUGUGGUUGUGGAAGUCUGUGCGAGAGGGACUGCAAUCGAUCAAGUUUAUUGA